Messenger RNA from Pocillopora verrucosa, 4284 nucleotides. NCBI's taxonomy places the organism in Eukaryota, Metazoa, Cnidaria, Anthozoa, Scleractinia, Pocilloporidae. The record is from RefSeq and is a predicted model, not a curated record.
UUCCGUGACUGUGUGGUGCUAUAGUUACUGAUUUGAAAAGGUAAUUCUGCUACUAGUUGUACACAGAGCUUUGAAACCAAGAUGUCCGCUGUCUUAGAUGAGUUUUUUGUUCGAUAUGGAAAGCUCCACCGGGCAAUCACUAACAGGACAGUCGAAUGUAACGGGUAUCAUUGAUUCUGGAAUUUCUGUAAACUUGCUUCUGCUCGGCGAAAAUUUGGUGGAAAAGGCUUUUGAAGAAGCCUUAGAAGUGGUUCGUGAAUACAACUAUAGCGAGGUUUUAUCAAAUACCAGUAAACAACUCAGAGACAGUGAAGUAAAUAAAUCAAUUAAUGAGCCUGGAUUGAAUAUGGACAACUUUAACGUUGCACAGACAGAAGAACAGAGAAAGGAAGCUACUGAAGCUACUGAUGACGAGUUUGAUGUAGUUGAUGCUGCACAAAUUUCAAACUUUCCUGCAAGCAACAUAAAGAUAAGUGAGAGCCCUUUGACAGGAAUGCAAGAUCAGUCUAAGGAUAAAAAUAUUAAGGGAUCAGACUCCAUCAUUCCUCAAAUAGAGGUUGACACUGUAACUACACUUAGUGGUUCAAGUGCUGAAGAGGGCAAUGGCAAGGAAGAGAAAAAGAGGAAGAAAUUAAGAAAGAAAAAACAAACAGGAUCAGGAGGAUCAGAGCAAGAUGAUGAUGACAAAGAUGAGCUGAAAGAUCAAAUUGAUAAACUGAAAAAAGAAAAUGAGAACAUGAAAAAGGACAUUGAAAGUUUGUCAAAGGAAAAAUUGUCUUUAGAGGAGAGACUGGGGGAGGAAAGUAGCAAGAGAGCAAAUGAAAAUGAUGAGCUGAAAAAUGAGCUAGAUAAAUUAAGGAGAGAGAAUGAAAGAAUGAAAUGGGAAAAAGAAAGUUUGUCAAAGGAAAAAUCAUCAUUGGAGGAUAAACUUGGAGAGGAAGAUAGCAAGAGAGCGGAUGAAAAAGAUGAGAUGAAGGUUGAAUUUGAUAGACUAACGAGAGAACAUGAAAACAUGUCACAGCAAAUUGAAAGUUUGUCAAAGGAAAAAUCAUCUUUGGAGGCAGAACUCAAUGAGGAAAGGAGGAAGGAAGAGGAUAAAGACAAAGUUAUCAAGGAACUUGAAAUUAAAUUAGACAGCUUAAAAAAAGAGAAUGAAAACCUGACAGAGAAAAACUUGUCCUUGGAGAAAGGCAUAGAGGAAAAAAAGGAUAAAGUAAAGGCACUUACAGAUCAACUACAACAAGAAAGAGAAGUCCAUGAACAAGCUAUUACAAACCAGACACCUGAAAAAGAUCAGCUUGUUACUCAACUAAAAGAAGAAAUUUCCAAACUUCAAGUCCGAAUUACAGAACUAGAAAAUGGCCUAGAAAAUGCUCAAAAAGAAAAGGAAGAAACAAUUUCUUCAUCAAAAGAGAAAGUUAAACAACUUGAAGCUGAGAACAGAAGUAAGGAACAACAGCUAGAGGGUGCCAAGGAGGAUGUGAACAGGUCAAUGACUUCUUUGCGUGAUCAAGAAGAGAUGGCUAGUGGCCUGAAAGAAGAGAAUGAAUUUCUUAAGAGUCGAGUUUCUUCCCUGGAAGAAGAAAUUAAAAAAAGCAAGGAAGAACUAGAAAAAGCGCAGGAAAAAGAACGAAAGGUUCUUCUACAAGAAAAAUCCAAACUUCAGAAGGAACUGAACAAUGCUAAAACUCACAGUAGUCAUCUAGAGAAUGCUGUUCAGAAGCUCAAGAAUGAGAAGACUGAGUUGCAAGAGAAGAAUGGAAAACUGGAAGAUGAGCAGAGAUCAUUAGCUGAUCAGAAAAUUACGAAAGAAUCUCAGAUAAAACUGCAAGAAAGGAUCCAGGAGCUGGAGGUUAAGGUGACCAAACUCAAUGGCGAUAAAAGAAAGGUUAAAGCAGAUUAUGAAGAGGCUGUGAAAGCUUUGGAAGCUGUAGACAAAGUGUAUCGUGUCAGAGAGGAUACUCUAGAAAAAUACAAAGCCGACUAUGAAGAUGCCAUGGACUUGAUUAAAAAAAAGGAAAAAGAGAAUGCUAAGCUGGAGAGUGAUCUUUCAAAAAAUAAAGAGAAGCUUACAAGAGCUCUGGAAUACAGAGCAGAUCGAGAAGAACUCAAAGAUCAAAUUAGGAGAAGUAAACAGGCAAUUGAGUCACAGAAAGAGGAAGUAGAGCAGGCCAGGAAAGACUUAGAUGAGGAAAGACACACAUUGAGGAUGGCACAGGCCAGAGCUCAGGAGAAGGGAAGAAAAAUUCAAAUUUUAAAUCUGGAGCUCACUGAAGUCAAGGACACCUUGCAGAUUGCCAGGAAUGUUAUUGAUGAAAAAGAAAAGAACAUGAAAAGUUUAAGAGAAAGUUUGGAAACUGAGAAAGAAUUAAGGGUCAAGCUGGAAAAGGAACUAGACAUCAAGUCACAUAUUGAGAAGAAACUGAAAUUUACAGAGGAGGAGAAACAUAGAGUUGAAUGUCGGCUGAAAAACACUGAACUGGAGUUAAAGGAAAGUGAGACAAGUCUGGAACAAUCAAAUAGCAAGAGAAAAGAACUGGACCAGAACAUAGAGAACUUACAAAAUGACAAAAAGCAACUCAACAGUCAACUUGAAGGAAAAUCAGCUGAAAUAUCAACCUUGACUGGACGCAUCAAAGAGCAAGAAAAAAACUUAGGUGAAAAGUUCAUGGAAAUAGUACGGCUUCAAAGUGUAGUUGAUGACCUUAAAGACCAGCUUGAGGACGUGUUGAUAUCUUAUCAGAAUGACCGUGACUGGUGGAAGCACAGAGCUGACAAAGUGUUGGGGAAGAGACCUAAAAGCGCCCCACCCAAGAGGAGGCCAGGCAGUGAAUUUCAAAGUGGUGGAUCAAGUUUAGUACGUAGACGCCUUGCGCACAAAAUGGGUCCACCGUGUUUGAACCAAAGUUACAUUAAUAGCUCGCAUAAGAUUGGACGGAUGAGACCUGUACCCGCAGGAGAAGAACAAACACCUCAAGUCACAAACGGUGAUCUUGCUGAUGGCGGGCCAGGACAUCAUUCAGCACCGGAGACCACCCCUAGACCUCCAAGUGCUUCUCCUUCAGACAGGCCGAGACCGAAACGUCCCAUGUCGUCAUAUGGUGUAAGGUCACACACACCUCUCCUGACUUGGUCACGUGAUACAGCGGGAUACCACAGCGACCUGGGUGGUAUUUCGGAGGGAACCGGUCUUAAUGGUUACGAUGCUGAUGAUGAAGUUUUCUCUUCGGGUAGUGUCCAUAAAGGAGACAAAGUUAUGAUACAAAGUAGAGUAACUGGAGAAGAAAAGAUGAACUUGACAGGAAUGGUGAAGUACGUCAGCAAAUUUGAUAGCGGUGGGAGUAUAUUUGUAGGACUCAAAAUUGAUCACCCAGGAGCUUUUGGUGGUCAGGAAUAUAGCAGAGUGAAGCUGUCAGACAUACAUGCUGUUAUGAAUCCUCGUGUAGACUCGUAACUUCUCUCGCAUCAGACCUAUGACAUUUGACUAAAUGCAAUACCCACACUGACGGCCAGUCAUGGAAUACUAUUUUGCAAUUGAUGCAUGAAGUCCCAUUGCAAGAGCGCAAGUCGACCGAAGGAAUCAUCUGCCAUUCAAAAUAGUUAGUGUUAACCCUUCACACCUUAACGUCAGUAUCCAUAUUCUCCAUACUCGUGUCUAUACAUUUCCUUAGAAACUGACAAGGAGAAUUGGUUUAACAAUCAAAGCUACUUAGUUUGGCGAUCAUUUCUUCAAUUCUCAUGAUCCUAAUGAAUGAUUCACCAGUAUUAUUGCAGAGAGAAAUUAUAUGCUAGUCACUCGUAGAGUUUAAAGGAUUUAAGAGGCAUUUACUGCUCUUCUCCCAUUUCACUUUGACCUUCUUUACAGACGCUAAGCAAACAAUUGUGUUCAUCAGUAGAUCCCAAUUAUUUCUUAUAUAAGAAUGUUCUAACUAUUCAUGCAUUUGAAUGUUUUCUCACAAAAAAUAUUUUUUUGGUAAAUCAAAUUUUAUAAAAUCGACAAAUCAUUUCAAUAUUAUUUUUUUUUUUUGGUAUCUGAUAUUUUUACUGUGAUAGAGCUUUCAAUUAUGAAAUGACCAACGAUUUGAACGUUUUUUUCACCAACUAUAUAGAGUGUAGUAUUAAAACGAAAAUAGUGUUUAAUUUGUACGUGUAUAUAGUGCCGGAUAAUUUGAUGAACUUAUAUAGCCGUGUGACAGUUGCAAAUGUGUAAAGUAUUUUUCUAGCUAUUACAAUUAGAUAUGCCCAUAAAUUUACAUUUAAUCUUUAACUUGAUUUUAUAAUACC